UUUAAAUCUGAGAUGAAGAACAAACAGAUGAACAGGACAGGGAACGUUCAGAGAAAGAAAGAGAAAUGCAGGUCAAAGAGUCAAACAGCACCGAAAAACAGUAAGAAGAGAAAGGGCAAAAAGGCCAAGAUGACAAACCCGGAUAGAAUGACGAAUAAGCAUUUGGGCAACCAGACAAGUGCAGCAUUGCAGAUGGACAAUGGAGUGGAAGCAGAAUUAAAAGACAACACAAACCAACAAUGUGGCUGGUUUUCACGCAACCUGCUUCUUGCCCUCACCGUGCUAGGUGUUAUAGCGGGCACAGUGAUGGGCAUGAUGCUGCGUUAUGUUCCUGAUCUGGACACAAACACUCUCAUGCUGGUUUCCUUUCCGGGAGACAUCCUAAUGAGAAUGCUGAAGAUGCUCAUCCUGCCCCUCAUCAUCUCCAGUCUCAUCACAGGCCUGGCCGGUCUGGAUGCUCGCUCCAGUGGAAGAAUGGGCACCAGAGCAAUGGUGUACUACAUGUCCACUACAGUAAUUGCUGCUGUUCUGGGUGUCAUCCUGGUGCUUGGAAUACACCCCGGGAACCCAAAACUCAGGUCCGGUCAGGUCAGCUCCGUCCCCAAGAACCAAGAAGUCAGCAGUCUAGACGCCUUUCUGGAUCUCAUCCGAAACCUUUUCCCUGAGAACCUGGUCCAGGCCUGCUUUCAACAGGUUCAAACGGUGCUGAAAAAAGUAGCCGUCCCAGUCCAGAACCAAACAGAACCGAUCCUUGUCAACAGGAAAAAACUGGAACUGAAGUGGGGAAUGAAUGUUUUAGGUUUGAUUGGGUUCUUCAUCACGUUUGGCAUCUGCAUGGGGAAAAUGGGAGAGAGAGGGAAGCUCAUGUGUGAUUUCUUCAACAUCCUUAAUGAGAUCAUCAUGAAGAUGGUGUCUAUGAUCAUGUGGUACUCACCGGUAGGCAUUGCCUCCCUCAUCUGUGGGAAAAUUGCUGCGAUCGGUGACCUGGAAGUGGUGGCGAGGCAGCUGGGCAUGUACAUGGUUACCGUCAUAGUCGGCCUCAUCAUUCAUGGCGGGCUCAUCCUGCCAAUCAUAUUCUUUUCCGUGACUCGGAAAAACCCCUUCACGUUUUACUCUGGUAUCUUCCAGGCUUGGAUCACUGCUCUGGGAACAGCCAGCAGUGCUGGGACACUGCCGGUGACGUUUCGUUGUCUGGAGGAGAAUCUAAAGAUUGACAAGCGUGUAACCCGCUUUGUGCUGCCCAUUGGAGCCACCAUAAACAUGGAUGGCACUGCACUCUAUGAGGCUGUAGCAGCCAUUUUCAUUGCUCAGAUGAAUGACAUUGCCCUAGAUGGAGGACAGAUUGUCACUGUUAGUAUGACAGCGACUUUAGCCAGUGUGGGAGCGGCCAGUAUUCCCAGUGCGGGUCUGGUCACCAUGUUGCUAAUCCUGACAGCCGUGGGCCUUCCCACUCAAGACAUCAGCCUGCUCGUCGCCGUAGACUGGCUUCUAGACAGAAUGCGCACCUCCAUUAACGUGGUGGGCGACUCUUUCGGGGCGGGCAUUGUGGACCACCUAUCACGGGCAGAGCUCGCGGUGAUCGACGGGGACAUCCCUCUCUCCGAUGAGGAGUUUGUCCCCCCUCCGCCUCUCCUGACUGAGAUAGACCUCAUCGACCCUCUCAAGCCCCCCGAACUGCCCCCUCGCUCCCCGCGGCCCCCAAAGCUCAACCAUCACGCCCCGUCUCUGACCCCUUCGCAGUCUCAGUCGCACUCCAUCCCGCACUCGCCCCGCUCCGUCCGCUCUCCGUCCCCUCACUCCAUCCGCUCGCCCUCCCCUCGGUCCGUCUGCUCUCACUCCCCAAGGCCUUUCCGAACACAUUCCCCUCGUCUUUUACGCAGGACGGAGCCUGGAUACUGCGCCCUGCCCACUCAUGACAACCAGAUUACCACUCUUCCCAGAGGUUUCCGAGAGCGAGGAAGAGACCGGGAACGGGACAGAGAAAGACAGAGACUGCGGGAGCGGGAGCGAGAUAAAGGGAGCGAGACUGAGGAGGACGAGGAGAAAGAAAGAAUGAUGGAUGAGGCGAGCGACGGAGAAGAAAGCGACGACACGGCGUACGACAGGCGCCACAACAUCCCACCAUGUGACCUGCCCUGAGCCAAACUGACAAAGCUGUAGCACAUUUUCACAAUACUUGUUCCUAAAUCUCAGAAAGCUGAACGUUGGCGUUUUCGUUGUUUGGCAAAGACUUUGAGUACCUAGGUGUGUUUGUGUGUUUGUUUUGCAUUGAGAAACUUGAUGUAAGUGAAUGGAGGUUUCGCUGUUUUUCUUAGUAUCAGCUUUAUAGUCUAGCAACUGCAACUGUUUGUAGCUUAUUUGCUUUUACAGGAUUUCAGUAAUAAACCGAAUGAGUGGCUCUGAGCGUUUAUUACA
Molecule: messenger RNA, 2415 nt
Organism: Puntigrus tetrazona (Sumatra barb)
Lineage: Eukaryota; Metazoa; Chordata; Actinopteri; Cypriniformes; Cyprinidae
Gene: slc1a9
Product: solute carrier family 1 member 9
Exons: 11
Coding region: 13-2139 (708 amino acids)
Biological process (GO): L-glutamate transmembrane transport
Cellular component (GO): plasma membrane
Molecular function (GO): neutral L-amino acid transmembrane transporter activity; L-glutamate transmembrane transporter activity; glutamate:sodium symporter activity
Source: RefSeq, a predicted model, not a curated record